GAGGAGCGUCUUUGUCAUCCAACCGCCACCGCCGCCUUCUCCGCUGGGGGCGGGACCAGCCGGACUCCGAUUCUUCUUUCGCAGGGGCUGCAUUUUCCCAUCGGAGAUCGGGACUUGGUAGUACCCCCAAUUAGGACAGCCUUUGCCAGAAGAGGGAGGAGUCUCUUGGGCCCUGUCGGAGGCUACCUUGAAGCACAGAAAGCAAAGAUGGAACACUCACCUUGCCCAGAAGCAGAAAGAGGUCCAUAUAUCAUUCAUGCUGGGAGCCCUGGGGAAUUCUGGGAAAGAACAGCGCAGAUGUUCCUGGUUAAGAAUGACACCCUCAACUCAGAUGUGCAGCAACAGCAUUUCAGACAGUUCUGCUACCAGGAGGCCAAAGGACCCCGAGAAGUUUGCAGCCAACUCCACAAUCUGUGCUGUCAGUGGCUGAAGCCAGAGCGACACACAAAGAAUGAGAUCCUGGACCUGGUGAUCCUGGAGCAGUUCUUGGCUGUCCUUCCACCAGAGAUGGAGAACUGGGUGAGGGAAUGUGGAGCGGAGACCACUUCCCAGGCGGUGGCCCUGGCAGAAGGUUUCCUCCUGAGCCGGGCAGAGGACAAGAAGCAGGCAGAGAAUCAGAUCAUCGGUCUGUUUGCAGAAGAGGCCACUGAUUUCCUGGAGUCGAAGGCGCCGUCAGGGGCCAGAGAAUGUUCUCUGCAAAGGGGGAACGUUCAGGAGAGUGACAGACAUGCCAGUUCACUUGGUGACGGGACUCUGCUGUCAAGGCCUCCUCGGUCACCUCUUCUUUGUGGUGGAGAAGAAGCAGCUGCUGUGGAAGCGGAUCAGGGUCCGGUGUCCUUUGAGGAGGUGGCUGUAUAUUUCACAGAGGAGGAGUGGGCUCUGUUGGAUGCUGACCAGAGGGCUCUGCACAGGGAAGUCAUGGAGGAGAAUGGUCAGAUUGUCACCUCUUUCAGUUGUAAAAGUAAAACUGAGGAUCAGGGAGAACUACAUGGGGAGUUUCCAGAAAGAGACUCUUGUAUAAAGGGGGAGCAGCAGAGAAUGAAAACUGAAAAUAAACCCACAUCUUCUCAGGGCAGUAUCUACCAUCAAAUUGCAGUUCAAGAAAGAAUAGAAAAUAGAACAGAAGAAAGUACAUGCCAUGUGUGUUGGUUAGGUUUCCAUCCUACAGCAACACUUAAAACUCAAUGGAAAAAGCAAACAGGGGAGAAAUCAUAUGAAUGCUUUGAAUGUGUAAAGAGAUUUCAUCGGCAGAUAAAUGUCACUGUUCAUCAAAGAAUUCAGACAGGGGAGAAACCAUUUAAAUGCUUGGAGUGUGGAAAGAUUGUCUGUCACAAGAAAAAUCUUUCUUCUCAUCAAAGAAUUCAUACAGGGGAGAAACCAUAUAAAUGCUUGGAGUGUGGAAAGACCUUCUCUUGGAAGACAGAUCUCACUACUCACCAAAUAAUUCACACAGGAGAGAAAACAUUUAAAUGCUUGGAAUGUGGAAAGAGCUUCUUUCGGAAGACAAAUCUCACUGUUCAUGAAAGAAUUCACACAGGGGAGAAACCAUUUAAAUGCUUGGAGUGUGGAAAGAGUUUCUGUCACAAGACAAAUCUCACUUCUCAUCAAAGAAUUCAUACAGGGGAGAAACCAUAUAAAUGUUCGGAGUGUGGAAAGACCUUUUCUUGGACAAUGGAUCUCACUCGGCACCAAAUAAUUCACACAGGGGAGAAACCAUUUAAAUGCUUGGAAUGUGGAAAGAGCUUCUGUCGGAAGACAGAUCGCACUGCUCAUCAAAGAAUUCACACAGGGGAGAAACCAUUUAAAUGCUUGGAGUGCGGAAAGAGCUUCUUUCGGAAGACGGAUCUCACUACUCAUCAAAGAAUUCACACAGGGGAGAAACCGCAUAGAUGCUUGGAAUGUGGAAAGAGUUUCUGUCAGAAGGCACAUCUCACUUCUCAUCAAAGAAUUCACACAGGGGAGAAACCAUUUAAAUGCAUGGAGUGUGGAAAGAGCUUCUUUCGGAAGACAGAUCUCACUGCUCAUCAAGGAAUUCACACAGGGGAGAAACGAUUUAAAUGUUCGGAGUGCAGAAAGAGCUUCUUUCGGAAGACAAAUCUAACUGCUCAUCAAAGAGUUCACACAGGGGAGAAACCGUUUAAAUGCUUGGAAUGUGGAAAGAGCUUCUGUCGGAAGGCAGAUCUCACUGCUCAUCAAAGAACUCACACAGGGGAGAAACCAUUUCAAUGCUUGCAGUGCGGAAAGAGCUUCUUUCGGAAGACUAAUCUCACUGCUCAUCAAAGAAUUCACACGGGAGAAAUGCCGGGACGGGACGGCGGGCGACUCAGAAGCUCCUGUCCUGCGAUCCCUCCUGCGGCUGUUUCUGCGGAUCUGCCUAAGAGGAGAAGGCCCCCAAACACCAAUCAGACUAGGGGCCCUCCAGAGCUUAAUCCGGCCCUGCCCUCUGCUAGCAGCGCCGUCCCAUCUUCCUCAGGCGAGGGGGAAACAGGCACCGGGGAGGAGGCGAAGCAUUUCAAUGCGCCUUCCUUUCAGAGAGGAGGAGGCUGCUUGGCCGCGGAAGGGUUAAGGACGCAGAAGAGGAUUCCUAGAGAGGACGGGAAAUGGGAGCGGGGGUGGGUAGGGAGAGUCUUUGUCCACCUAGCCGCUGCAAGCAUGAAAGUUGCUUCUGGCGGCCAGACUCUCAUUCUUUCCCAGGGGCUGCAUUUUCCCAUCGGGGAUCGGGACUUGGUAGUACCCUCAAAUUGGACAGUAUUUGGCAGAAGAGGGAGGAGUCUCUUGGACUCUGUCAAAGGCUUUCUUGGAGCACAGAAAUCAAAGAUGGAAGACUCAACUUGCCCAGAAGCAGAAAGAGGUCCAUAUAUCAUCCAUGCUGGGAUCCCUGAGGAAUUCUGGGAAAGGACAGUGCAGAAGUUCUUGGGUAAGGAGGACACCCUUAGCUCAGAUGUGAAGUGCCAGCAUUUCAGGCAGUUCUGCUACCAGGAGGCCAAAGGACCCCGAGAUGUUUGCAACCAACUCCACACUCUCUGCCGUGAGUGGCUGAAGCCAGAGCAACACACGAAGAAAGAGAUCUUGGACCUGGUGAUCCAGGAGCAGUUUUUGGCUGUCCUUCCACCAGAGAUAGAGAGCUGGGUGAGGGAAUGUGGAGCGGAGACCAGUUCCCAGACGGUUGCCCUGGCCGAAGGUUUCCUCCUGAGCUGGGCAGAGGAUGAGAAGCAGGCAGAGCAGCAGAUCAAGGGUCUGUUUGCAGAAGAGGCCACUGGUUUCCUGGAGUCGAAGGCGCCGUCAGGGGCCAGAGAAUGUUCUCUGCAAAGGGGGAACGUUCAGGAGAGUGACAGACACGCUAGUUCACUUGGUGACGGGACUCUGCUGUCAAGGCCUCCUCGGUCACCUCUUCUUUGUGGUGGAGAAGAAGCAGCUGCUGUGGAAGCGGAUCAGGGUCCCGUGUCCUUUGAGGAGGUGGCUGUGUGUUUCACGGAGGAGGAGUGGGCUCUGCUGGAUGCUGACCAGAGGGCGCUGCACAGGGAAGUCAUGGAGGAGAAUGGUCGACUUGUCACCUCUUUCGGUUGUGAAAGCAAAAUCGAGAAUCAGGGAGAACUACGCGGGGAGUUUCCAGAAAGAGACUCAUGUAUAAAGGGGGAGCAGCAGAGAAUGAAAACUGAAACUAAACCCACAUCUUCUCAGAGCAGUAUCUACCAUCAAACUGCAACUCAAGAAAGAAUAGAAAAUAGAACAGAAGAAAGUACAUGCCGUGUGUGUUGGUUAGGUUUCCAUCCCAAAUCAACACUUAAAACUCAAUGGAAAAAGCAAACAGGGGAGAAACCAUUUGAAUGCUUGGAAUGUGUAAAGAGUUCUCAUCGGCAGAUAAAUGUCACUGUUCAUCAAGGAAUUCAGACAGGGGAGAAACCAUUUAAAUGCCUGGAAUGUGAAAAGAGCUUCUUCCAUAAGAGAGGUCUCACUAUGCACCAAAGAAUUCACACAGGGGAGAAACCAUUUAAAUGUUUGGAAUGUGGAAAGAGCUUCACGCAGAAGAUAUGUCUCACUCGGCAUCAAAGAAUUCACACCGGGGAGAAACCAUUUAAAUGCUUGGAGUGUGGAAAGAGCUUCAGGCAUCAGGUAAGUCUCACCUCUCAUGAAAGAAUUCAUACCGGGGAGAAACCAUAUAAAUGCUUGGAGUGUGGAAAGACCUUUUCUUGGACGAUGGAUCUCACUCGGCACCAAAUAAUUCACACAGGGGAGAAACCAUUUAAAUGCUUCGAAUGUGGAAAGAGCUUCUGUUGGAAGACAGAUCGCACUGCUCAUCAAAGAAUUCACACAGGGGAGAAGCCACAUACAUGCUUGGAGUGCGGAAAGAGCUUCUUUCGGAAGACGGAUCUCACUACUCAUCAAAGAAUUCACACAGGGGAGAAGCCACAUACAUGCUUGGAGUGUGGAAAGAGUUUCAGUCAGAAGGCACAUCUCACUUCUCAUCAAAGAAUUCACACAGGGGAGAAACCAUUUAAUUGCUUGGAAUGUGGAAAAAGCUUCUUUCGGAAGACAGAUCUCACUGUUCAUCAAGGAAUUCACACAGGGGAGAAACGAUUUAAAUGCUCGGAGUGCGGAAAGAGCUUCUUUCGGAAGGCACAUCUCACUUCUCAUCAGAGAAUUCACACAGGGGAGAAACCAUUUAAUUGCUUGGAAUGUGGAAAGAGCUUCUUUCGGAAGACAGAUCUCACUGCUCAUCAAGGAAUUCACACAGGGGAGAAACGAUUUAACUGCCCGGAGUGCGGAAAGAGCUUCUUUCGGAAGGCACAUCUCACUUCUCACCAAAGAAUUCACACAGGGGAGAAACCAUUUAAAUGCUUGGAAUGUGGAAAGAGCUUCUGUCGGAAGGCAGAUCUCACUGCUCAUCAAAGAAUUCACACAGGGGAGAAACCAUUUCAAUGCUUGCAGUGCGGAAAGAGCUUCUUUCAGAAGACAAAUCUCACUGCUCAUCAAAGAAUUCACAGGGGAGAAACCAUUUAAAUGCUUGGAGUUUCUGUCAGAAGGCACAUCACACUUCUCAGCAAAGAAUUUGCACAAGGGAGAAACUAUUUAAAUGCUUGGAGUGUGGAAAAUGCUUCUGUUGGAAGACAGAUCUCACUACUCAUCAAAUAGUUCACAUGGGAGAGAAACCAUUUUAAUGCUUGGAGAGUAGAAAGAGCUUCUUUCAGAAGACAGAUCUCACUGCUCAUCAAGGAAUUCAACUGUCAGGGGAAAGUCUGUCAAAUUGUGUCGUUUCUCCUUGCAGUUGCUUGUAAUAAAGGAGUCUCUGACAGACUUUAA
Molecule: messenger RNA, 5301 nt
Organism: Rhineura floridana
Lineage: Eukaryota; Metazoa; Chordata; Lepidosauria; Squamata; Rhineuridae
Exons: 12
Coding region: 208-5001 (1597 amino acids)
Biological process (GO): regulation of transcription by RNA polymerase II
Molecular function (GO): RNA polymerase II cis-regulatory region sequence-specific DNA binding; DNA-binding transcription factor activity, RNA polymerase II-specific
Source: RefSeq, a predicted model, not a curated record